CAAACAACCAGGCCGGGUUUGAUUAAGUUAGGUUUUAGAAACUGACAGCCAUGUCCCCAUAUUAGCUGCGCGCCUUUAAGUGCGCGCUUACGCUAUUAUGCACGCACGAGCUUAUGUUUACACAAAGCGCUGAGUGGAAGCGGCGCGAGGCGCGGCUAACGUAAUCUUAGCUGCCGUCCUCUACUGACACAACACAGCCUGUAAACAGCUCGUCACGACUCUGGGAGGCUGUAAUGUAGUUGAUUUGACAGGACAACGCUUGGGGAGAUUUCGACAUUUCUGCUGAGCUGGUAUCUAGGUAACUGGUAGUUAGAUUCGCUAGCUAGGUUAGCUAAAGCUAGCAGCCUUAGCUUUGACAGACGUCCACUGACAGGAUGGACGCAGAAACGACGCGCUGGUUCUGCCUGUGAAGAGGACCCGCGUUUUUGGUGCGAAGACGUGAAAGAGGUCCACAUUAACCAUGAUGAAGAAAAAGAAAUUCAAGUUCAGGGUUGAUUUUGAACUAGACGAACUCUCCUCGGUUCCGUUUGUCAACGGCGUUCUGUUCUGCAAGGUGCGCCUGCUUGAUGGCGGGUUUUCGGAGGAGUCGUCUCGAGAAACUGUCCAGGCUAACUGCGUGCGCUGGAGAAGGAGGUUCUCAUUCCCAUGUAAGAUGAGUGCCAGUGCAGGAACAGGAGUUCUUGACCCUUGUGUUUGUCGUGUUUCUGUCAGAAAGGAACUGAAAGGUGGAAAGACUUACGCAAAGCUGGGCUUUGCUGAUCUGAACCUUGCGGAGUUCGCCGGGUCAGGUAGCACCACCCGUCGCUGUCUGCUAGAGGGCUAUGACACCAAGAACACCAGGCAGGACAACUCCAUCCUGAAGGUAAUCAUCAGUACUCAGCUUAUGUCUGGAGAUCCCUGCUUCAAAACGCCUCCGUCCACUGCCACGGUCAUCGGUAUCCAGGGUGACACGGAGGUUCUGUUGGAGGAGCGUAGAGGAGGAGACACACAGAAACCCUACCUGGGCCUCGCGGAAACCGCAGGCAAAUGUGCCUCUUUGGCAGAGGAGCUGGGUGCGUGCAGUCACUCCCGCACCUCCAGCUACGCUAGCCAGCAGUCCAAAGUGUCAGGCUACAGCACGGGUCACUCACGGUCAUCCAGCCUGUCCGAGUUCACCCACCGGCGAAACACAUCAGUGGGCAGCACCUCCACAGGCAUCGCCAGUAUCCCAGAGCCCAGCGAGGAGAACCCCAACGCCACAGCGGCCCCUGCUGGCCCUGCCGGGGUCUGCGCUGCCCUGCCUGAGCACCCCGCCACGCCUGAGCGAGGCUCCAGCAGGCACCCGGUGAAACAGGACUCCAUGGAGUCUCAGCUGAAGCGGGUGGAUGCCACGCGGGUGGAUGCUGACGACGUGGUGGAGAAGAUCCUGCAGAGCCAGGACUUCACCCAUAGCCUACUCGACUCCAGCACUGAAGAAGAGGGUCUGCGCCUGUUUGUCGGCCCUGGAGGUAGCACGGCCCUGGGCAGCCAUCAUCUCCCGGCCAGGGUUGGUGCAGGCGCCUACGAACAGGUGGUCAUCAAGCGCUAGAGUGGCACGGUGCCUGCCGGAGACGUGGCACCAGCCGCAGUGCUGAGGGAACGACACACGUGCUCCCCAACCUCUGUGUGCGUCACCCUGCCAGCCUCGCCACUACUGGAGCCUGAACUGAACAGUGCCCUCUGCUGGCAUCGCAGAGAUAUGGCCUGCUCUGGGGCGAGGGGUUAUUUAUAUGGCUGUGAGAAUCAAUGAGGUUAUGUUUCGAAUUUCAGUUCUCUUUGCUUUCUUUUUUUGAGUCAGCCAUGUAACAUUAAAAUGAAGGGGGAAACCUGGAUAUGCAUAAUGGGACCGAAAACAAUUUGUAUUGUGUUUGAGUUUUUUUCAUGUUCAUUUUGAAGUAAUUCAUCUGUUGAGUAGGGGUUCAUACCAUUGUGAAAGAUGUAUCUGUCUCAUAUUCACAUCUCGUGUGUGUGUGUGUGCGCGUGUGCGUGUGUGUGUGCGUGUGUGCAAGCAAGCAAUCUUUUAAAUAAAAGAUGUGGGAAAUAAUAUUCAGCAUGUAGCGCUUAAACCUAAAACAGUUAUAGGGAACUGUAAGAGUUGUAGAAAUUUUAGGAUUGGCUCAGAGUCUCUAGAAGCAUUCAUAUCCUCUGAUAUGACAUUAGUUCUCCGACCAGAUUAAAGAAAAUAUGUUGUAAGCUGCAGCUGCUGCUUUUCGUUUGGUUUUAAACUUUCUCAGUAGAGCUUUUAUAUGGGGCCAAAUUCAAGCUGCUACGUAACUGCCGAUGACUUAGCCGUGUACGGACGGACUCUCACCACCUAGUUGUUGUCUAGGACGUACUGUGGCUGAAAUGCUCUUUUUACUGACCACAGAUGGAAGGUUCAUAGGAAAGCACACCUAUGAUCCCUCGUUGGUUUUAAUAGUGGUGUGUAGUUAUGAACCCUCGUUCUUUUCAUAGUAGUUUGUAGUGAUGAACCCCUCAUUCGUUAUAGUUUUGGUUUACAGUUGUUGUAAAAACUGUCUGCAGCUCCAUUUAGUCUGAGGUACUACCGAGAUGGAGUCCUGGACCUGAUGUACACUUCCUUUCCUCUACCCCUAGCCCUAACCCCCAACCCUAGCUGAGUCUGCUUCCUUUCUUCUCUGUACCCAACAUUUCCAGUGGUCCUACACUGUGCUUCUACUGCAGUAACAUGCUGACUUUAGACGUAACAAACACUACGAAAUGUCUACCAAUGCUUUUGUGCACACUAUUUGAUGUUUAUCUUAAUAUAUCACUGAAGCUAUUUUUGAUGACUUUGAUGAAAUUAUAGUAAAAGUCUGUUUCUAGUCUGCUGGUAUGAUGUUGAACCACGUUCUCUGGUUUUAUUUAUGUGCCAGUAACUUUACAAAAGCCAUGUUUUAGAGGUCUCACUUGCCUCUUUGUGUUGUGCAUUUUUUUAACUGAGUGUGGGUGUGUGGGUGUGCAUAUGCACUGUAUAAUCUUUGGUAGCUUUGUUUAAGAGUUAAACUCUGGCUAGAAAGAUGUAUUAUGUAGAGCUUGAUGUAAAGUCUAAAAACAUGGGUCUUGGAUGUCAUCAAAUCCAUCUACACUGUCUGUUAACUGUAAGGUGCCAUCUCAUCAGAAGCUUGUUUUUCCAGACUUGAUUUUUAUCCAGGGCCCUACACUAUCACGAGACAUCACAGGGACAUCCCUAAAUUUAGUUAUGCAUCUCAGGUUUAUUUCAUCCAUUAUUAUUGUUAAUGUGGCUGCACAAACUUAAAAUAUUCACACAGAAACUGAAUAUCAAAAUAUUAACAAUUUAUCAAGUCAAUACUUUUCCUGAGAAAACUCAAACUCUGACCUUUUCUAUACUUUAACCUACACCGGAAGUAGAUGCUCUCCUGUCUUGUGUAUUCUGCAACUCCAAGAACUUUAGCAAACCUAAGAAGCACCAGGUCUUCUUAGGACAGCGUUUCAUCCACAGUUCUGCAGUUACACAGGAGAACGUCCGGCCAUACUCCACAAUUCAUAGUAAUCCUGAGUGUUUAGAUUCUGGUACUUUUCAUGUUGUAGCAAACAGCAUGAUGGUUUUCUCUCUUCUGUGAAGCUUUUGGUCCCUGUACUGUAUGAUAUCUGAUGUAAGUGACGUUGCUUUUGACUGUCCUGCAAUGUUUUGACGUUCUACCACUUGACUAAUUGUGGUCUCCAUGCUAUAAUUUAUUAUAAUGCUGAUGACUUGUAUUCCAUGCAACAUUAAAUAGACCCAGUACAUCUCAAAACCA
Messenger RNA from Electrophorus electricus (electric eel), 3776 nucleotides. RefSeq names its product family with sequence similarity 102 member Bb (gene eeig2b). The record is from RefSeq and is a predicted model, not a curated record. NCBI's taxonomy places the organism in Eukaryota, Metazoa, Chordata, Actinopteri, Gymnotiformes, Gymnotidae.